CCAUUGCAUUUGUAGUGCGGUUAUAAUUUUAAAAUCUGAUAUGAGUUGAAACGAGGAAAUGGACGCAUUAGAAGAAAAAAUUAACUCCGACGAUCCAAUUUUGGUGACCCGAGUGCUAUCAGAAAUUUUUGAAAAGGUCCGGUCUUCGGACGACGUAAACCCGGCUAUGAUAACUUUCAUGCUGCAAAAAUGUUGCUGCGACAAUCCCCUCGUCAGUGGCAUAUGCUGCCAAGUGGUUAUGCGUUUGAUAGAAGCAGGCAAAAUUCGAAUGGAACCGUUUUUAGCAGACUUGGUCGCUGCGUCAAGCAGAAAGUAUUCCACUGGAUUGAUAAAAAUUUUGUCUAGUCUCAUUUAUUAUCGAGUCACAAAGCUGGAUACUACUGUUGCAAUGCAGAUCAAUCAAAAUGUGUUUGUGAAAAUAUUAAUGGAAUGGCCUGAAUCCCAGAUGUGUAUUUAUAACGAAAUUGCUCAAACAUACAAGAGAGAUGAAAAGUUCAAAUCUUUAAUUACAACAAUGUACGAACCUGUCUAUCUGUUUUGUAUUUGCAAUACUAUACUCAGUUUGAAUUUAGGAUUGAUUAGAGAAUCUUUGUGGAUGUUUUUGCUUGGGAUGGAUCCACAGGUGUUGCUAAAACUAAUUUGUUGGAUACAAGUACGAAAUAAUAAUUGCAUCGAAUUAACGAGCCACCUGUUAAACAAAACUUUUCAAUAUCCACAUGAUUUAAACAAUCAAAUUUUAAUUUUAAUUGAGGUGUCGGUACUCUAUAACUCAAUGCUCAAUAGGAAAGAUUGUCAUUCAACUCUGGAUGUGUUGAAACAUGUUUCAUCAGAUAUUGAUUCACCUAUUGCCAACAUAUCUUUACUUCUACUGUCGCAAACAAUAUCUAUAAGCUCUCCGGAAUAUCUUCAGGAUUUAUUCAAAUUAUGUAGAAUGAUAAUCUUAAACAACAACAUCCAUCCGGUAACCUAUUUAACUGUAAAAUACUCAGCUUUAGUGUGGUUAGCAAACCCAUGUGCCCUCUAUAAAGAUGCUCUACUUAUUGCACAAGAUUUACUCUCAAUCGACUUCAAACACAAUAAAAAUGCAGAUAAUCAUAGUGCAGAGUCCCUAAGCGGGUUUGACUUUUUAAUGCAGACCAAUUUUGAUAUUGCGUUGACGACGAGUAUAACCUCCAAAUUAGAGCCCAUCUCUGUUGAUGAUUUAUCGGUAUGGGUGGAACAACUAGAAACGGUUCCAGUCUUUCUCCUUAAGCGUUUGUUUUCCUUGGUAUGUAGCCUCUGUUUGUACAAAAAAUUGCCACCUUCAACCCAAACCAAACUGCUUUCUUUGAUAGUAAAGUGCACGCGUCAAUACGCCCACCUCUCGUCCCACGCUCUCACCAUAAUCCUCUAUCAAUUGUCGGAUAUUGAUUAUGUAAAUAUACACUUCGAACUGCUCAAAGCCCUUCCCGCAAUGGCUCACAACAAAAACAACAGUCCGAAAGUCGUGGCAACAUUGCAAGCCAUCGCGCAGCGUCCUCAAUUGGUUUGCGUCGCCGCAUCUUUGAUGUACGAAGUUUGGCAAAUCGACCGGAAAUAUUACCAUAACCUCGAAUCACUGCUCGCCAUGAAGAAACCCGUUCUGUUGAACGAUUUGUGGCAGUAUAACGUGACAAAAGCUAAUAUUUUUAAAAAGCUCUGCGAAUCUUGCCCCGAAUUGUACGGCAAAGAUUUAGUCGCCCAGCUAUCCAAACUGUUAAACGAGUGCAAUUCGAAACACGACGAGCUGCCGUGCGCUUUGGCCAUCGAAGGGAUAGCGGCCUUGUGCCGUAGCGACGUCAUUAACGUUGCGACGACGUGGACGACAUUAUCGAAAAAAUUCAAGGAAGACGACAGACGACGCGUCAUAAAAAGUUUAUGUUUGCUUAUAAGCGAAGUACCGCAGUUGCAGUACUCCGAAGACAACGAGGCGUUAAAUGCCGACGUUUUAUCGCAGCUGUGGCAUUAUGCGUCAACAAACAACGACUCGGAAGUGGUAAAAUCCGCAUUCCAAGUCAUCAGUCUGUUUUCAUUCGAGAACGUGUGUGAACACAUACCUGAAAUGUACCUGGACGAAAAUCCAGAAUUGUACGUCGGAGGACAAAGACUCGUACCUGGGAAAACGUGGUUGACUUUUUUAUUGAAAUGCGGCCACCCUACAGAGGCAAGCGAUUUCGUAACGCGUUUGAUUUCGAAGGAGGUGGCGAACUAUCUUAAAUAUGUAUACCAAGUGAAAGGCCACCGUGAGCCGGAGAAUUACGCUGCCUUGCCUUCGCACAGCAUAGUUAGAGCGUUGGGGGAGUUUUUGAAGCGAAAUUUUAAAAACUAUAAAACAUGGCAGACCGACAAUCCGGACAAAGCGAGGCUCUACGUCGAGUGCUUGAAGAUUCUCAGUCAAAAAUAUCCGAAACCGUUACCGCCGCUCGAUUGGUGCUUCCUGCAGGAACUAGUCCAUGAGCCCGACAUGCGCGGCCACUGUUUGGACUUGGCCUCGCAUCAGGUGGUCUUAUCUGGAUCUGCGCGCCGCCUGAUGGAGAAUAUUAUAAUCGCGUUCGCCGAGAAGCCUCAGGACGCAGAGAUAACGAUCGUUUUCAGAAACCUCGACUGUUUGGCCAACAGUAUUCAGCCAGGGACGUUGAAACCGUUUUUGCAGGCGUCUUUCGGGUACGCUUUGUCGCUAUACGAUGAAAAACCUGCGCUGUUUCGUAGCGUGUUGCUCGACGCGAAUGACAUGUUGAAAAACAAGAACGUGCAGGACAUUAACAAGAAUUGUUUGGGAGAGGUUCUGGUUGGGCUUAUUUCGGCGACUGACGCGAAGUCGGAAGCGUUCCCGCACAUGCUCGAAUGUUUGCCGCACAUUUCUAGCGACACCCAACAGUCGAUAGCCAAACUAACGGGCGGCCUGUUUGUCCACAGAGAAUUUUUAAAAACCGUUAAAAUACGAUGUCGUUUGGUUAGCGCAUCCGUGUCUUCGAACCCCCUGAAUUGGCUAAACGACGUCAUCGACGCAGCGGCCAAAAACAACGUCGGAGACGUGAUAUUCGCUGAUAUCGUCGACGCGGUAAAAACGCAAGUCCACAAUCCAGCUUCGCCCUCUUGGCUUCCCGAACUUCUCGGACAAAUCCAAGUCAAAGUGACCGACGGAGUGCCUCAGCGAGAAAUUUCUUAUUGGUGCGAGGUGUUAAUCUUGGCGACGGUCACGUUUUCCGGGUUUUACGCGUUUUUAAAUGAAAACUACGAAAACGCGGGAGAACUGUUUCCGGCCGCGUUGUCCGUCCUGAUGACGGAAACCGGUUGGGACGCCCUUAAAACCCAGGUACUCGAAUGGCUCCAUCAUAUGCACUUUGAGUCGAGCGUUGCGAAAAGAUACAGAUUAGUUUUAGGGCGGGCGCUUUGCGCUCUGAGACACGAAGAAGAGUUUUCGAAAAAUUCCAGGUGGAUGAAGUACUUGGAUUGUAAAAUAUUAGCUAGCGAAAUAAAUUGAAGGCGUUUCUAUUUA
Molecule: messenger RNA, 3517 nt
Organism: Cylas formicarius (sweet potato weevil)
Lineage: Eukaryota; Metazoa; Arthropoda; Insecta; Coleoptera; Brentidae
Product: focadhesin
Exons: 13
Coding region: 59-3502 (1147 amino acids)
Biological process (GO): regulation of post-transcriptional gene silencing
Source: RefSeq, a predicted model, not a curated record